This is a messenger RNA of Morchella sextelata, 1776 nucleotides long. RefSeq lists its product as uncharacterized. The transcript has 2 exons. The coding region runs from base 1 to 1776 and encodes 591 amino acids. Gene Ontology annotation, molecular function: transmembrane transporter activity. NCBI's taxonomy places the organism in Eukaryota, Fungi, Ascomycota, Pezizomycetes, Pezizales, Morchellaceae. The record is from RefSeq and is a predicted model, not a curated record. Gene Ontology annotation, biological process: transmembrane transport.
AUGUCCGCCUCCUCAGCGUCAUCCUCAAACUCAUCAUCAAAAACCGUUGCCGAGAACGGUCCUCACUACGUCGAUCUCGAAUCUCAGAGCGGGCCCAGUGCCUACAAAGCACGAGGGCGAGGAGCUUCAAUCUCAUCUGCAGCUACCCAGAAGGAUAUCUACCAGGAUCUGUCGACAGACGAUGCAAACCUCCGACGACAGGAAACACUGCAAGAACUUCGAUCUGUAUAUUCACGACGGACCGAAAAUGAGGGUGAACUGGACGCUCCGGACGAUGCUUCUGAAUUUAAAGAUAUUGAUCCUGAAUUGAUCACAUGGGAUGGACCAGAUGAUCCAGCAAAUCCUCGUAACUUCCCUACACAAAAGAAAUGGACCAUUACUUUGAUCGUUUCCCUUUACACAUUUGUCUCCCCAUUCGCCAGUUCUAUCGCCGCACCUGCCGCCCAGGCUUACGCAAAAGAAUUCGGCAUCACCAACACCACAAUUGCUUCCAUGACAGUUUCAGUAUUCUUGAUCGGUUUCGCAUUCGGCCCCCUAUUUUUUGCCCCGCUCUCUGAGAUCUUCGGACGUGUAAAGGUCAUGCAGGUCUCUAUCUUCCUUUUCUUGAUCUUCAACAUUGCUUGCGCCGUCGCCCAGACAACCGGACAAAUGAUUGCCUUCCGUCUCCUUGCUGGUUUGGCUGGUAGUUCUCCAUUGGCCCUUGGUGCUGGUAUCUUGUCUGAUAUCUGGGCCCCCGUCGAUUUGGCCCGAGCAAUGGCCUUUUUCGCUCUUGGCCCACUUGUAGGGCCAGUCUGCGCACCAAUCAUCGCCGGUUUCAUUGUUCAGCAUAUCUCAUGGAGAUGGGUUUUCUGGGUCUUGUCCAUUGUCACAGGUGUGACGGCGGUCGCUGGUGCCAUCAUCUUCAAGGAUGAGACAUACGCCAUUGUUAUUCUCAACCGCAAGGCUGCUGCAGCGAGGAAGGCGACUGGAAAUGAAAACCUUCACAGUGUUUUCGAGGUCAGCAGAGAUAUCAAGACUAGUUUCAAGAUCGCUCUUACCAGACCUUUCUUGAUGUUGGCAUUGAACCCGGUGUUGUUGUCUCUUGGUCUAUUUAUGGCCUUCACUUACGGAUUCCUGUACUUGAUGUUUGUCACCUUCCCGACUUUGUUCCAGGGUGAAUACGGCGAGACUGUCGGUAUUGCUGGUUUGAACUACCUUGCUCCCGGAAUCGGAUUCUUGCUCGGUCUUGCAACCUUCACUCCAGCACUCCAGAAGACCUACCUCAAGCUUACCGCUGCCAACGGCGGCGUUGCAAAGCCCGAGUUCCGUCUUCCUACUCUUUUUGUUGGAGCCAUCUUGAUCUCAGGUGGUCUUUUCUGGUACGGAUGGUCCGCUGAGAAGCGUCUUCACUGGAUCAUGCCCCUCAUCGGAACCUCCAUCUUCUCCAUGGGCCUUAUCUCUGUCUUCUCGUCUGUUCAGACCUAUCUGAUUGACAUGUCACCACGAUAUGCCGCUUCCGCUAUUAGCGCAGCUACCCUCUUCAGAUCCCUCUUCGGGUUCGCGUUCCCGCUGUUUGGAAGACAGAUGUACGACAAACUCGGGUACGGAUGGGGUAACUCUUUGAUGGGUUUCAUCGCAUUGCCAUUGGGGCUGUUGUUCCCGUUGAUGAUCUUCCGUUAUGGUGAAGGGUGGAGAAUGGCCGCGGAGAAGAGGAUUGAGAGGGUCGAGGCGGGUCAAAGGGCUUCUGCCGCUGCUAGGGAGGCUAAGAAGGCUCAGCAGCAAGCGGAGAAGUCAUAA